CGGACUUCGCCGUCUCCGCCUACAAGCUGGUUCGGAACGAUCGCUUUCGAGUUUCCGUUUUGUCCUCGGUUUAUCAUUUCCAUUGUCACCAGAUCGGUUGUCCCGACAUGCAUUCCAGUAGAAGAAAGACGCGUCGGUAGGUUUUCUUCCUUCAAUAUUUUUUACGAAGGGCAGCUUUCCUCGCGAACAGCUCGCGCUGUCGUUAUCGCCGGGUGAAAGUAGUUAGCAGUUAUUUUGACAAUUCUCCGACGAUGUCCGGGUCCUACUACUUCGUGAUCGUCGGUCACUUCGACAACCCAGUCUACGAGAUGGAGUUCCACCCCGCCAACAAGCAGGCGAACAAGGAAGACCACCGUUAUCUCAGCCAGUUCAUCGCUCACGCCGCCCUUGACCUGGUGGACGAGUGUAUGUGGGCCACCAACAACAUGUACCUCAAAGUGGUCGACAAGUUCAACGAAUGGUUUGUUUCAGCCUUCGUCACGGCGAACCGCAUGCGCUUCCUCGUGCUGCACGACGUGAAGAACGAAGACGGCAUCAAGAGCUUUUGCACCGAAAUGUACGAGUUCUACGUGAAGUAUGCGUUGAACCCAUUCUACGAGCACAACACUCCCAUCAAGUCGGCGGCUUUUGAUGAAAAGGCCAAGUUCUACGGCAGGAAGUACUUGACGGGCUGAGCACAUCUGCAUACUUGCACAUCCCGAGAAAAAGAAUGAACUUGCAAGUGGUUGUGCGUGCUUGCACAACAUCCACGAGCAUCAGCUCUGCCUUGAAAUCAUUUACGUUUUGUGCGAAUCACGUUUUGAAUAUUUUUUUUUCUGAGGGGGGGGGGGGUCAGGGUAAUAAACCUGUU
Messenger RNA from Rhipicephalus sanguineus (brown dog tick), 850 nucleotides. Its product is annotated as trafficking protein particle complex subunit 2. Lineage: Eukaryota; Metazoa; Arthropoda; Arachnida; Ixodida; Ixodidae. The record is from RefSeq and is a predicted model, not a curated record. Gene Ontology annotation, biological process: endoplasmic reticulum to Golgi vesicle-mediated transport. Gene Ontology annotation, cellular component: nucleus; cytoplasm; TRAPP complex. The coding region runs from base 252 to 674 and encodes 140 amino acids. The transcript has 4 exons.